AUGGGGAAAUGGGUAGCAGAGGUGUGGCAGCCGAAAAGCUGCGACAGGAUCUGGCUGGGGUCGUACCGGACGGCGGAGGAGGCCACCCGGGCCUACGACUCCACCGCCUUCUGCCUUCGCGGGCCGUCGGCGAUGCUCAAUUUCUCGGAUUGUCCGCCGGUGGCGGCGUCGAGGCACACGCAAAGGGUGGCGGAAGAGGAAGGGGAGUCGGGUGGUGGUGGUGCGAUGGGGGCGAGUUUUCCGACGGUGGCGGAGGUUUUUUAUGUUGGAGAGUUUAGUGGUGGUUAUUUUGGUGAUGGCGAGUUGAUGAAGACAAGAGAUGAAGAAGGGGAUUGGUCGAAUCUGGCAAAGAAAGCUUCGGACGGCGUUAUGAAAAACUUGCUGGAGGACUUUUGCUAUCGAGUUUUUGGAUAUGGAGUUUUCUUAUUUAGAUGUGGGUAUAAGAUGGUUUUGGAUAUUUGGGAAAAGUUUCCCAAUAAGGAAUUAGUGACCUAG
Rhododendron vialii is the source of this 495-nucleotide messenger RNA. RefSeq names its product ethylene-responsive transcription factor ERF011-like. The transcript has 4 exons. Gene Ontology annotation, biological process: regulation of DNA-templated transcription. Gene Ontology annotation, molecular function: DNA-binding transcription factor activity; DNA binding. The coding region runs from base 1 to 495 and encodes 164 amino acids. NCBI's taxonomy places the organism in Eukaryota, Viridiplantae, Streptophyta, Magnoliopsida, Ericales, Ericaceae. The record is from RefSeq and is a predicted model, not a curated record.